AUUUCUAACAUUUAUGGAGCCGCCAUGCACAUCAGACUGCAGCCAGAUAAAAGUCUUCUACUAUCUCGACGAUGAAACGACUCCCUAUGUUUCUGUUAUUGAAGCCAGAGAAGGAGUAGCGACGCUUGGAAAUUUCAAAAAUUCAUUCACCAAGCGUGGAUAUAAGUAUUAUGCGAAGGAACUUGACCCGGAUAUUCAACGAGAAGUUAAAGUCGAAUUAACAACUGAUUCGGAUCGGCUGCGCAAAUCCCAGAAUGGAUUUUAUGAGAUUUUUCUCGUUAGCACUCCAGGAUAUGGAACUCUUCCUCGAAACAGUGGAACAAUGACGCGACCACAGAGAACUGCUCUAGAUAAGCGCCGCCGACGAAGUGCAGACUUUGACGCGACUCCGUACUCUGAUGCUAGUCUUGCUCCGAGCACCAUUGUUAGCAGAAGAGCAGGAGAGCAUCUGGCAGAAUUAUACACUUCAAAUUCAGAGGAUCCGUAUCAAUAUGACGAGCAUACACGUCGAACAGGAGAUGAUUCUUCGCUCUACGAACCUCUCGCUGCUCGUGAUAUGAAUAAGAUAUACGAUGACGAUAGAAGAAGGAAAAAACAAAAGAAAGAAAGAUUCAGAAGACCGUAUGUUCCAAGUACUAUUAGCUCAGCGACGGAAUCAAGUGUUAACAGCGGCCUCCCUCGAAUUCUGGAAAUUUAUCUACCAAUGAAAAAUGUUCCAUAUCUGGGACUGAGCGUGUGCACAAUUGAUGGUCAUAUAUUCGUUUCCGAAAUUGCACCAGAAGGUGCCGUUGAAAAAGAUGGACGUGUGAACGUUGGUGAUCAGAUUCUUCAAGUUAAUAGAGUAUCCUUUGAAGAACUCAGUGGGCCUCAAGCAGUUCGUUCGCUCAGAGAAGCUGCAUCCUCCAAAAGACCAAUUACUCUUUAUAUCAGUAAGUUUGCAAGAGGUGCCCCAAGUGAAUAUGAUGAUCCACUCGCGUCCAUGGCGUCUGAAACGAUGCCCCUCGACGUUGGAGUUUGGGUAGAAACCGCUGUGCAGAACACUGAAAAAAUGAAAGCUCUGGGUUUGGAUCCACAGGAGCAAACGGCAACUACAAUUGAUGACGGAACUCUUCCAUUUACAUCGACAGCUUCUGAUGAUGAGGAGCGAAUGCUUUACGAUCAACGUAGAAAUGGAAUUCCAAGAGCUUUGAUUGAAGAAGCAGAAAGAAAACGAGAAAAUGAGCAAAAUGAAAAAAUAGAGCAACUCACAGAAAUGAUUGAUCCCAUUAUUGUUGUUCGUUCUAUGGCUCGUCCGGAUUCAGGAUUAGCUGUCAAAAAUCGAAAAUGGCUGAAAAUUUUGGUUCCAAUGUCUUUUAUUGGCCGAGAUCUAGUCGAUUGGCUCGUUGAUCACAUGGCUGAUAUUCAUAAUCGGAAGAAAGCUAGAAUCUAUGCUGCGAGAUUGUUAGCUGCUGGUCUUAUCAGACAUGUCGUCAGCAAGUUGACAUUCACAGAAAAGUGCUACUAUGUAUUCGGUGAUGGAAUUCUUGGCAAUGAUCGUAAUUCCACGGACACCACUGGUACGAGUGGAACUACAAUGCGAGUUGAAGCAACUACUGAAGUGACGUAUGUUGGCUCACCAGCACCACAUGCUCUGGCAGCACGAGUUGGAAGAAAUAUUCCUCAUCGAUUAGAAACCACUACUCUAAGCCCAGUUGCUCAUGACCAAACAUGGCUUCGAAGACGUCGAGAUUGUGAGAGUCCUAUGACAAAUGAUUACGCAUCGAUGGUCGGAGAAAGCCAAAUUGGAAUGAAUCCAGUCGGAAAUUAUCAUGUUUUUGGGACGAAAAAUAAUCACCGUCAGGUACCGGCACCUUCUCAAGUGACAUCCUCAAGCUUGACAAACGUUACAAAUUCCAGGAAGUGGUGGCUUAGGAGGCCCUCCGCCGACUCCUCUAUCCAGUACUAUGGUUCUAGCAGCUUCUCCGAUUCAGUCGCAGAACGCAGUCAACCACGAUUUCGACGGGGAGAACAGUAGCAACAGCAGAACGCGUAUUUUACGGACUUAAAAUUUAAAACUCAUUGCCUUUACCGAUUCUCGCCUUAAUUCCCACAUGCUUUAUUAAUAUUUAAAACUAUGCCCUGUUUUCAUGUAUUUCAGUAAGACUAACGUUUUCAUUCAUUCAUGUAAUUUUGAGUCUAUUUAUGAAUUAUUUUAAAUUUC
Messenger RNA from Caenorhabditis elegans, 2200 nucleotides. RefSeq names its product Segment polarity protein dishevelled homolog mig-5 (gene mig-5). Lineage: Eukaryota; Metazoa; Nematoda; Chromadorea; Rhabditida; Rhabditidae. The record is from RefSeq and is marked reviewed. The transcript has 9 exons. Gene Ontology annotation, cellular component: cell cortex; anchoring junction; plasma membrane. Gene Ontology annotation, biological process: embryonic morphogenesis; cell migration; Wnt signaling pathway. Gene Ontology annotation, molecular function: signaling adaptor activity. Bases 14 to 2014 code for a protein of 666 amino acids.